Molecule: messenger RNA, 6534 nt
Organism: Lates calcarifer (barramundi perch)
Lineage: Eukaryota; Metazoa; Chordata; Actinopteri; Centropomidae
Product: NACHT, LRR and PYD domains-containing protein 12
Exons: 21
Coding region: 179-5401 (1740 amino acids)
Molecular function (GO): protein binding
Source: RefSeq, a predicted model, not a curated record
UGUCAAUCAUGACGUUACCCUCACUUCGAUUACAACUACCUAGAUCACUCCACAUUAGUCCAGUCGGUGGCGGCAAUGCGCCUCGAAGGUGGUUUACCAACCGCCAAUAAACACCAAAGAAGAAGCGAAGUGACGGCGUAAUGACACCGGUGUUACAGGUUUACCUCUCAGACUGAACAUGAUGAAUAGUUUGGAGGAAGAGGAGGACAGAGCAGAGUCUCCAGGAUCCAGCUGUCUGUCUAUGAAGAGUGAUCGGUCCAAACCUGAACCUCCAGACUUCAGUAAUGGACCUGGACCCUCAGACAGAAACAGUGACUGGAGACAGUCUCUACAAGAGAGGAAGAGGAGUCAUGUUCCUGUGGAGGAGCAGCUGUCCUGCUGUGAUCUGUGUCAGGACGUCCUGAAGGAUCCAGUCUCUACCAGCUGUGGACACUGGUUCUGCAGACAGUGCAUCACCUCAUACUGGGACCAGUCUGGUCCAUCAGGAGACUCCUCCUGUCCCCAGUGUGGACAAAGACCCAGACCAGGACCUGGACUGCAGACAGCAGAUAGUGGUCUGCAGGAGGUUUUAGAUGAACAUAAGAUCAGUCUGAGGAGGAGAUGUGAACGUGUGACUGAAGGAACUGAUGGAACAGGAAGUAGAACCCUCCUCAACAGGAUCUACACUGAGCUCUACAUCACAGAGGGACAGAGUGAAGAGGUUAAUACCCAACAUGAGGUGAGGCAGCUGGAGACAGCUUCCAAGAAGAAGACCCUCAGUGACACUCCAAUCAGGUGCCAGGACGUCUUUAAAGCCUUACCUGAGCAACAGAGACCCAUCAGAGUGGUUCUGACCAACGGCGUCGCUGGUGUUGGAAAAACCUUCUCAGUGCAGAAGUUGACUCUGGACUGGGCAGAGGGCUUGGAAAACCAAGAUGUCAGUCUGCUGGUUCUGCUUUCGUUCAGGGAGCUGAACCUGAUCAGAGAUGAGCAGUACAGUCUUCUCACGCUGCUCCAUGUUUUCCAUCCAACAUUACAGAAGGUCACAGCAGAGAAGCUGGCUGUCUGUAAAGUUCUGUUCAUCUUUGACGGCCUGGAUGAAAGCAGACUUUCACUGGAUUUCAACAACAGGAAGGUUGUGUCUGACGUCACACAGAAGUCAUCAGUCAACGAGCUGCUGACAAACCUCAUCCAGGGGAAUCUGCUUCCCUCGGCUCUGGUCUGGAUAACUUCCAGACCUGCAGCGGCCAAUCAGAUCCCUCCUUCAUGUGUUGACAGGGUAACAGAAGUACGAGGCUUCACUGACCCACAGAAGGAGGAGUACUUCAGGAGGAGAUCCAGUGAUGAAGAGCUGUCCAACAGAACCAUCUCACACAUCAAGACCUGCAGGAGCCUCCACAUCAUGUGUCAAAUCCCAGUCUUCUGCUGGAUCACUGCUACAGUUCUGGAGCACAUGUUGACUACAGAGCAGAGAGGAGAGCUGCCCAAGACCCUGACUGACCUGUACUCACACUUCCUGCUGGUUCAGACAAAGAGGAAGAAGAACAAGUACGAUGAGGGACAUGAGACGAGUCCACAGGAGCUGACGGAGGCUGACAGGGAAGUUCUUCUGAAGCUGGGGAGGCUGGCGUUUGAACAUCUGCAGAAAGGAAACAUCAUGUUCUACCAAGAAGACCUGGAGCAGUGUGGUCUUGAUGUGACAGAGGCCUUGGUGUACUCAGGAGUUUGUACAGAGAUCUUCAAAAGAGAGAGUGUGAUCUUCCAGAAAACAGUCUACUGCUUUGUUCAUCUGAGCGUUCAGGAGUUUCUGGCUGCAGUCUACAUGUUCCACUGUUUCACCAACAGGAAGACACAGGUACUGGAGAAGUUCCUGGGAAAGGACUUUAAACAGAGAAACUCAGACCAAGAGUCUUGGCUCAAGGGGAUGUCUAAGAUUUUUGGAAAGAGUGAUCGCCGUGACUCAUCUCUGGAAGACUUCCUGAGGAGAGCCAUGGAGAAAUCCCUUCAAAGUAAAAAUGGCCACCUGGACCUGUUUGUUCGCUUCCUUCAUGGCCUCUCUCUGGAGUCCAACCAGAGACUCUUAGGAGGUCUGCUGGGUCAGACAGACAACAGUCCAGAAAUCAUCCAGAGAGUCAUCAACAACCUGAAGGAGAUGAACAGAGAUAAAAUCUCUCCUGACAGAAGCAUCAACAUCUUCCACUGUCUGAUGGAGAUGAACGACCACUCAGUUCAUCAGGAGAUCCAAGAGUUCCUGAAGUCAGAGAACAGAUCAGAACAGAGACUCUCUGAGAUCCAGUGCUCAGCUCUGGCCUACAUGCUGCAGAUGUCAGAGGAGGUUCUGGAUGAGUUGGACCCAAAGACGUACAACACAUCAGAGGAGGGACGACGGAGACUGAUCCCAGCUGUGAGGAACUGCAGGAAGGCUCGACUUGGUGGUUGUGGACUCUCAGAGACUGACUGUGAAGUCGUGGCCUCAGCUCUGAAGUCCAACCCCUCCCAUCUGAGAGAACUGGACCUGAGGGACAACAACCUGAAGGAUUCAGGAGUGAAGCUGGUUUCUGCUGGACUGGAGAGUCCAAACUGUAGACUGGAGACUCUGAGGUUGGAGUCCUGCAGUUUGUCAGAGAUCAGCUGUUCUUCUCUGGUCUCAGCUCUGAAGUCCAACCCCUCCCAUCUGAGAGAAUUACGGCUGAGUGAAAACAACCUGUAUGAUGCAGGAGUGAAGGAUCUGUGUGGUUUUCUGCAGAGUCCAGACUGUAGACUGGAGACUCUGAGGUUGAAGUCCUGCAGUUUGUCAGAGAUCAGCUGUUCUUCUCUGGUCUCAGCUCUGAAGUCCAACCCCUCCCAUCUGAGAGAACUGGACCUGAGUGACAACAAGAGGCUGCAGGAUUCAGGAGUGAAGGAUCUGUGUGGUUUUCUGCAGAGUCCAGACUGUAGACUGGAGACUCUGAGGUUGAAGUCCUGCAGUUUGUCAAAGAUCAGCUGUUCUUCUCUGGUCUCAGCUCUGAAGUCCAACCCCUCCCAUCUGAGAGAACUGGACCUGAGUGACAACAAGAGGCUGCAGGAUUCAGGAGUGAAGGAUCUGUGUGGUUUUCUGCAGAGUCCAGACUGUAGACUGGAGACUCUGAGGUUGAAGUCCUGCAGUUUGUCAGAGAUCAGCUGUUCUUCUCUGGUCUCAGCUCUGAAGUCCAACCCCUCCCAUCUGAGAGAACUGGACCUGAGUGACAACAAGAGGCUGCAGGAUUCAGGAGUGAAGGAUCUGUGUGGUUUUCUGCAGAGUCCAGACUGUAGACUGGAGACUCUGAGGUUGGAGUCCUGCAGUUUGUCAAAGAUCAGCUGUUCUUCUCUGGUCUCAGCUCUGAAGUCCAACCCCUCCCAUCUGAGAGAACUGGACCUGAGUGACAACAAGAGGCUGCAGGAUUCAGGAGUGAAGGAUCUGUGUGGUUUUCUGCAGAGUCCAGACUGUAGACUGGAGACUCUGAGGUUGAAGUCCUGCAGUUUGUCAGAGAUCAGCUGUUCUUCUCUGGUCUCAGCUCUGAAGUCCAACCCCUCCCAUCUGAGAGAAUUACGGCUGAGUGAAAACAACCUGUAUGAUGCAGGAGUGAAGGAUCUGUGUGGUUUUCUGCAGAGUCCAGACUGUAGACUGGAGACUCUGAGGUUGAAGUCCUGCAGUUUGUCAGAGAUCAGCUGUUCUUCUCUGGUCUCAGCUCUGAAGUCCAACCCCUCCCAUCUGAGAGACCUGGAUCUGAGUAACAACAAGAGGCUGCAGGAUUCAGCAGUGAAGGAUCUGUGUGGUUUUCUGCAGAGUCCAGACUGUAGACUGGAGACUCUGAGGUUGGAGUCCUGCAGUUUGUCAAAGAUCAGCUGUUCUUCUCUGGUCUCAGCUCUGAAGUCCAACCCCUCCCAUCUGAGAGACCUGGACCUGAGGGGAAACAGCCUGCAGGAUUCAGGAGUGAAGGAUCUGUGUGGUUUUCUGCAGAGUCCAGACUGUAGACUGGAGACUCUGAGGUUGGAGUCCUGCAGGUUGUCAGAGAUCAGCUGUUCUUCUCUGGUCUCAGCUCUGAAGUCCAACCCCUCCCAUCUGAGAGAACUGGACCUGAGCUGGAACAUUAACCUGCAGGAUUCAGCAGUGAAGGAUCUGUGUGGUUUUCUGCAGAGUCCAGACUGUAGACUGGAGACUCUGAGGUUGGAGUCCUGCAGUUUGUCAGAGAUCAGCUGUUCUUCUCUGGUCUCAGCUCUGAAGUCCAACCCCUCCCAUCUGAGAGACCUGGACCUGAGCUACAACAAGCUGCAGGAUUCAGCAGUGAAGGAUCUGUGUGGUUUUCUGCAGAGUCCAGACUGUAGACUGGAGACUCUGAGGUUGAAGAACUGCAGUUUGUCAGUGAUCAGCUGUUCUUCUCUGGUCUCAGCUCUGAAGUCCAACCCCUCCCAUCUGAGAGACCUGGACCUGAGUCACAACAACAACCUGUAUGAUUCAGCAGUGAAGGAUCUGUGUGGUUUUCUGCAGAGUCCAGACUGUAGACUGGAGACUCUGAGGUUGAAGUCCUGCAGUUUGUCAGAGAUCAGCUGUUCUUCUCUGGGCUCAGCUCUGAAGUCCAACCCCUCCCAUCUGAGAGACCUGGACCUGAGGGGAAACAGCCUGCAGGAUUCAGGAGUGAAGGAUCUGUGUGGUUUUCUGCAGAGUCCAGACUGUAGACUGGAGACUCUGAGGUUGGAGUCCUGCUGGUUGUCAGAGAUCAGCUGUUCUUCUCUGGUCUCAGCUCUGAAGUCCAACCCCUCCCAUCUGAGAGAACUGGACCUGAGUAACAACAAGCUGCAGGAUUCAGGAGUGAAGUAUCUGUGUGGUUUUCUGCAGAGUCCAGACUGUAGACUGGAGACUCUGAGGUUGAUGAACUGCAGUUUGUCAGAGAUCAGCUGUUCUUCUCUGGUCUCAGCUCUGAAGUCCAACCCCUCCCAUCUGAGAGACCUGGACCUGAGGGGAAACAGCCUGUAUGAUUCAGCAGUGAAGGAUCUGUGUGGUUUUCUGCAGAGUCCAGACUGUAGACUGGAGACUCUGAGGUUGAAGUCCUGCUGGUUGUCAGAGAUCAGCUGUUCUUCUCUGGUCUCAGCUCUGAAGUCCAACCCCUCCCAUCUGAGAGAACUGGACCUGAGUAACAACAAGCUGCAGGAUUCAGGAGUGAAGGAUCUGUGUGGUUUUCUGCAGAGUCCAGACUGUAGACUGGAGACUCUGAGGUUGAGGAACUGCAGUUUGUCAGAGAUCAGCUGUUCUUCUCUGGUCUCAGCUCUGAAGUCCAACCCCUCCCAUCUGAGAGACCUGGACCUGAGCUGGAACAACCUGCAGGAUUCAGCAGUGAAGCCUCUCCAUGAUCUUGUGAAGGACCCAGACUACAGACUGGAGACUGUGGGGUGGUGGUGGUGGUGAUGAGCUGAGUCCUGAUGAUCCAGAUGUUGAAGCAGCAGCAGCAGCAGCUUGUGUGUAGAGAGGCUCUGACUGGACCAUGUUACUGGGAGGUAGAGUGGAGAGGAGAGCUUCAUCCAGCAGUGACUGACAGAGGAAUCAGAAGAAGCAGUCUGAACUGAUCUGAGAACAGCUCCACUGUCAGACAGAGUCCAGUCCACCAUCAUCCCUGUGUGUUCCUCUGGAUCUGACAGAGCAGCAUCAGUGUGUCUGGAUGUUGAGUCACAGAAAUCAGCUGAUUCUCUGUUUGACUGAGCUUCACACAGAGACCAGAUCCCUCUGAAAGGACUUGAACUCAGUUGAACUCAGACUGUUGUAGUUCAUCAAGUGUCAGGAUUUAAUGAAUCAUUAAUUAACUGCAUGUUAAAUCACUUUAUGAGAAAUGUGCCUUCACUCUGACUGCUCUUCAGUUCUGCUGUUUUAUAGCAGAAUAAUAAUUCAGUGUAAAUUCAGAUGGAGAUUUAUUUGUUAACUAAAAACGCUCAGUGAAGCUGUCAGUCAUGUUUCAGGUUGUUUCUGGUUGGAUGGAGCCGUAACAACCUCCACCAAUCAGAGGCUGAGUGCAGCCUGACAGGUAAAACCCAGGACUGGAUAAACCCACCGAGCUGUGGCUGCUGCUUGUAAAGGCUGUUGCUGCAGAUGUACGGUAGUAAAGAGAAAUGCAGGUGUAUCAGAGGACACUGCUAAAAGGUUUUGGUGAGGAAAUGACAGAGUCAUUUAAAUGCUCUGCAGCUCUGUUCCUCUGUCAUCAGCACUGAGCUGCUUUGUUCAUUGACAUUAGACGUCAGAUUUGAUUUGAUUUCAGAAACACUUUAAUCUUAACCUUCAGAAAGUGGAUCAUAUCAGCCCAGUUCUCAGGUCUUCACACUGACUUCCUGUCUGUCAGAACUCAUUUAAAUGUCCUGCUGUUGGUUUAUAAGACACUGAAGUUUAGGACCAACAUACUAAACCUGGACCAGCAGCAUUCAGUUUUUAUCUCUACAUGUGGAACAGACUCCCAGAGAACUGCAGGUCUGCUGAAACAUGAAAACCAGUGCUGAAGACCUCUGUUCACCACUGAGUUUAUUAUUGAUGAAAAUCACUUAUUUCCUGCUCUG